AUGAAAUAAUUUUAAUCAAUUAAGCAAAAAUUAACGCUGUUGCCAGGGCGGCAGACUACAGACCCAAAAAAAAAAUCGAAGAAACCCAAGCAAAAGUGAGCGAAACGUUGAAUAAAACAAACUGAAAAGUGAGUAAGCGAAAGCCAAAUCCAAUCGAAUUUGCUGAUCAGUGAAUGAACAAAGCAGAAGCAUUCUCCAAAAAAAAACAACAGAUUUGCUAACAACGAAGCUGCGCCACAUGCGACUUGAGUACCACUACUACAACCGAAUACAAAGAACUAAAAACCUCAGCUGCGAUAUAUAGACCACCUCUUCAGGUAGUCAUUUGCACGGCGCGUCCUUUGACAUUCUCCACAAGCCGUCCCACUUCAGCAAUUCAGCGGAAAGCCGUGCUGCGAUUGUGGCGCGCCUCAUUCGCCUUAAGCUGAGCGCGUCAAACGCCAGAGCAGGGAACUUAUUUGCUUCAACGCUUGAUUGCUUUCGCUUUCUCAUUAUUUUCUCGAGCAACGGCAGCGGUGUUUAUUGCCAUUGCAGCUGUCACCGCAGAGUCAUCAGCGUUCAAGUUGUUCUCAUUUGAGUGUGCUUGCCAACAAGACGCAAAAACACCGUUACAACAUUACAACGCUGUAAGCCUUAAUAAAGUUUGCAGUUCAGCGAAAAAGUUGUUGCCAAGAAUUGGUUGAGAGUGAACGUAAGAAGUAACGACGUUCAAUUAGCGCGCACGACGGCAAUGAACGGUUAAGGAAACUGAGUAACUAUUCAAGGUGUAGCUAACAAAUACAGGAGCGGUAUAUAAUUGGUAGCUUAAAAUAAAGAGAGAAUCCCAACGCGUAUUAAUAAAGCAGCUGUAACCCACUCAAAAACGCGCUUUUACGCUCCACUCAACAAGCAGUUUAGGCCUGCAACACACUAAACAAAAUGUCACACGAAACUAUUACAGUCGCCUAUCCCGACGAACCGGAGAUACCUGCGCUGGCGCUCUUCCCGCUCGAAGAGGCCGUGGAAACAGCGCCGCUACAGAAUCUCAACACUUCUUUUGCGCUGGGCAUACAUAACGACACAUUCAAUGCAACACUGGAGUAUGCAUACUAUGAGAGUUGUGCGACAAAUGGCGACUCUAUUGGACAUCUGGUGAAUUUCGUGCUUUACGUGAUCGUUUGCGUAGUCGGCCUGUUCGGCAAUACGCUCGUCAUUUAUGUCGUUUUGCGCUACUCGAAAAUGCAAACCAUUACAAAUGUCUACAUACUCAAUUUGGCAGUGGCUGAUGAAUGCUUUCUCAUCGGCAUACCGUUCUUGCUACACACCAUAGUCAGUGGUAGCUGGCAGUUUGGCAACUUCAUGUGUAAAGCUUAUAUGGUCAGCACAUCGAUUACGCAAUUCACUUCGUCGAUUUUCUUAUUGAUCAUGUCCGCAGAUCGUUAUAUUGCCGUCUGUCAUCCGAUUUCGUCGACACAAUAUCGAACGCCGCUCAAUUCGAAAAUUGUUUCGACCUUAGCUUGGCUUACAUCCGCCGUACUAAUGCUGCCCGUCAUCAUAUUUGCCAAUACCGUAGAGCAAAAUGGUCAUAUUUCCUGUCACAUAAAGUGGCCUGAGUUGGGUCGUCAUGAAACUGGCUUCACUUUCAUUAUGUACGUUUUUACGCUGGGCUUUGCCACACCACUCGUUUUCAUACUCUGCUUUUACUAUUUGGUCAUACGUAAGCUGCGCACUGUCGGCCCACAGAAUAAGUCGAAAGAGAAGAAACGUUCACAUCGCAAGGUCACGCGGCUGGUACUCACUGUCAUCACUGUCUACAUACUUUGUUGGCUGCCCUUCUGGAUAUCACAGCUAAUACUAAUCACCACUACACCCAGUCGCUGUGCUACACGCUUUGAAAUUGCCAUCUUCCUGCUUGUCGGCUGCCUCGGUUACUCCAACUCAGCCAUGAAUCCCUUUCUCUACGCUUUCCUAAGUGAAAACUUUAAAAAGAGUUUCCGCAAAGCAUUUGCCGCCAUCACCUCUAUGCAGACAAAGGACACCACACUCACGGCUAGCGGCACAGGCAUUGCGCCGACAGCUGAACUGCAUAGCAAGGACGUGAGCAUGUUUAGUAAGUUGGGCAAGAAGAGUCGCAAAUUAGCUGCUAUGCGCCAACAACGCCAAAAGCAGAAGGAGGCACUACUGGGCGCUGACAGCAAUACAACAACUAUGGUCACAAAUACAACUUAUGGCACGGCAACAACCGCGACGACAAUGACCGUGGCCGAGCCGUCCGAAGCAGUGCCAGCGGAAAUUACAAAUGCCAAUCUCACGCGCGAAGCGUGCUGCGACAAUGGCGGUCAGCUGAUUAAAGGCGACAAAACAACAGCUGACUCUUCCGAGUUGAGUGAUGUCAGUGCGGUAAAUGCGGUAAGCGAAGUGAGUGUGGCUGCGGCGGAAGAGGGCAGUGCAAAUAGCUGUGUGAGAAUUGUAAAUGAAGUGCAGCGACCGCCAGUCUUGCGCACUGAUUUAUAAGAGAAUUAGCGACGUCUAGUUGUAUAGUGUGUGUGAAUAUGUAGGCAGAAAAAAUGUAGGAAGAAUAAUGGAAAAAUUAAAGCUGAAAUGCACACCACACAUCCAUGCUUUCCCUGUAUGGCGGAAUUCUAUAGUGCUUAGCGCUUAGCUAAAUUUAAGUAUAAACUAAUUAAUCUACGGCUGUUCGAACUAGUUGAA
This is a messenger RNA of Ceratitis capitata (Mediterranean fruit fly), 2691 nucleotides long. Its product is annotated as somatostatin receptor type 5. The record is from RefSeq and is a predicted model, not a curated record. NCBI's taxonomy places the organism in Eukaryota, Metazoa, Arthropoda, Insecta, Diptera, Tephritidae. Gene Ontology annotation, molecular function: peptide binding; G protein-coupled opioid receptor activity. Gene Ontology annotation, cellular component: membrane; neuron projection. The coding region runs from base 919 to 2493 and encodes 524 amino acids. Gene Ontology annotation, biological process: G protein-coupled receptor signaling pathway. The transcript is spliced from 3 exons.